Molecule: messenger RNA, 5730 nt
Organism: Acipenser ruthenus (sterlet)
Lineage: Eukaryota; Metazoa; Chordata; Actinopteri; Acipenseriformes; Acipenseridae
Product: volume-regulated anion channel subunit LRRC8C-like
Exons: 3
Coding region: 446-2833 (795 amino acids)
Molecular function (GO): protein binding
Source: RefSeq, a predicted model, not a curated record
UAGAACAUCAUGACCGAGUGAAAAUACUAAGAGUGCGUGUGUCUGAAAACAAAACAAAAAUAAGGUCCAUAUAGGCCGCCCCGGCCGUGAGUUAAUUCAGUUCUUGAGUGGGAUUUGGUACCACCCCGCUUGUUAACCGUAGACACGAGUCUCUUUCCUCCGCCUCGUUAGCACGGGCAUGGUUUACAAUAUAUCCAUUUAGUAAUUUCUUAUGAGGCUCCGCCCCACCCCCGUCAGUCAGUUCAGUGUUUCUGAAGGAUCCACCGCACGGUCCCUGUGAGACAGUGCUACUGUACAUUAUGCAGUUUAACAAAUAGCGGAAAGCACAGCGAUCGCUUACCGCAACCACAAGGACAUGAGGCCGCCUUCGUUAUAUACUGACCCACCACAGCUGUAACAAAAGGAUAAUCUGCGUAGGGGCUUCUGAGUACAAGCGUAAGCAACAAUGAUUCCAGUCACAGAGUUCCGGCAGUUCUCAGAGCAGCAGCCAGCAUUCCGAGUGCUGAAGCCUUGGUGGGAUGUCUUUACAGACUACCUUUCAGUAGCCAUGCUCAUGAUCGGAGUGUUUGGGUGCACCUUGCAGGUAAUGCAAGAUAAAAUCAUCUGCCUACCCAAAAGAAUUUCCAUGGCAAACCAAACCCUCCUUCUUAACUCCACUGCUGAGCCUGCACCAGCGCCCCCUCUACCCCCACCUGCCCAGCCCUCCCCAGCUUCGGGCGUCAGUGAAAUGAAGGGGCUGAAAACCAACCUGGACAUCCAGCAGUACAGCUUUAUAAACCAGAUGUGCUACGAGCGGGCGCUGCACUGGUACGCAAAGUAUUUCCCCUAUCUGGUGCUCAUACACACGCUCGUCUUCAUGUUGUGCAGUAACUUCUGGUUCAAGUUUCCGGGGUCGAGCUCUAAAAUCGAGCAUUUCAUAUCUAUACUGGGGAAGUGUUUCGAUUCCCCUUGGACUACCCGGGCUCUGUCUGAGGUGUCGGGAGAAAACCCAGAAGAGAAGGACAAACCGAACUUAAACAUGCUGGUGACGGACGACAACUCGGGAAAAACGCAGCCCCUGAAAUCGGUCCCAGAAAAGCUUGUGGUCGACAAGCCUACGGCAGGAGCACUUGACAAAAAGGAAGGAGAACAGGCCAAGGCAUUGUUUGAAAAGGUCAAGAAAUUCAGGCUGCAUGUAGAGGAGGGAGAUCUGCUUUACAGCAUGUAUGUUCGACAAACAGUCCUGAAGGUCCUAAAGUUCCUAAUUAUUAUUGUCUAUAACAGCGCGCUGGUGUCCAAAGUGCAGUUUACAGUCAGCUGCAAUGUGGACAUACAAGACAUGACUGGAUACAAACAUUUCUCCUGUAAUCACACAAUGGCACACUUGUUCUCCAAACUCUCUUUUUGCUACCUGAGUUUAGUUAGUGUGUACGGGCUGACGUGUCUCUAUACUUUGUACUGGUUGUUCUACCGCUCCCUCAAAGAGUACUCUUUUGAGUAUGUGCGUCAGGAGACAGGGAUCGAUGAUAUCCCGGAUGUGAAAAACGACUUUUCCUUCAUGCUUCACAUGAUCGAUCAGUACGAUCCUUUGUACUCCAAGAGAUUCGCUGUCUUUCUGUCCGAAGUCAGUGAAAACAAAUUAAAGCAGCUCAACUUGAACAAUGAGUGGACUCCUGAUAAACUUCGUCAGAGGCUGCAGACAAACAGCAGUAACAGACUGGAACUGCAGCUUUUUAUGCUCUCCGGCCUUCCAGACACAAUAUUCGAAGUAGCAGAGCUUCAGUCCCUGAGGCUGGAGAUCAUAAACAAUGUUACAAUACCGGCAUCGAUCGCCCAGCUUGAGGACCUCCAAGAGCUUGCCCUCUACCAGUGUUCUUUAAAAAUCCAUUCCGCAGCCACCUCAUUUUUGAAAGAAAACUUAAAGGUCUUGAGAGUGAAGUUUGAUGACAACCGGGAGCUGCCACAUUGGUUAUACUGUCUUAGAAAUUUAGAGGAACUUCACCUCACUGGUUCCUUAAGUCCUGACGUCUCUAAAAACAUUACGCUUGACUCCUUACGGGAGCUGAAGAGUCUUAAAACGCUCUCCUUAAGAAGCAACUUCACCAAAAUCCCACAGUGUAUUGUCGACGUUUCCAGUCACUUGCAGAAGCUUUACAUUCACAACGACGGCACUAAAUUGGUCAUGCUAAACAACCUGAAGAAAAUGACCAACCUGACUGAGUUAGAGCUGGUGCACUGUGACCUGGAGAGAAUACCGCACGCAGUGUUCAGCCUCGUAAACCUCCAAGAGCUGGACUUGAAGGAAAACAACCUCAAAUCUAUUGAGGAGAUUCUCAGCUUUCAGCAUCUGCAUAAACUGACCUGUCUGAAACUGUGGCACAAUGGAAUACCCUACAUCCCAGAGCACAUUAAAAAACUGAAGAGUCUGGAGAGGCUGUAUUUCAGCCACAAUAAAAUCGAGGUUCUGCCUUCUCACCUCUUUCUGUGCAACAAGCUCCGAUUCUUGGACUUGUCUUACAAUGACAUUCGGUUCAUCCCCCCCGAAGUCGGGGUUCUGCAGAGUCUCCAGUACUUUUCCAUUACUUGCAACAAAGUUGAAAGUCUGCCUGACGAGCUUUAUUUUUGCAAGAAGCUUAAGACCUUAAAAAUAGGAAAGAACUCUUUGUCUCUGCUGUCUCCAAAGAUUGCUAAUUUAGUUUUAUUGACGCACUUAGACCUCAAAGGCAAUCACUUUGAAGCUCUCCCCGCUGAACUGGGUGCCUGUAAGGCUUUGAAGCGAAGUGGCCUGAUUGUGGAGGAUGCCUUGUUUGAAACUCUGCCUUCUGAAGUCAGGGAGAAAAUGAAAGUGGAGUAAUCUACGUCAUCUUCUAAAAUGCCAAAUGUCUUAAUAUGACUAUCAAUCUAGACUGUUACAAAGUGGCAUUUCUAACUAGUUUCUUAUUAAGCUACAGUAUUAUAUGUGUUUGAUAUAUAUUUAAGAUUUGCUACUGUAUUUUAGUGUUUACAUCCAACAUUUUAUUGGCACUUGUUUUUUUACACACACACACUCAUAUAUAGGAACAGGUUUCAGAGAAGGUAGAACUGCAGUGUACAAAAAUGAAGGCUGACAAGAAGAAAAAAUAUUUAAAAAAUAAUGUACACAAAAAGUUGAAAUAAUUAAAAAAUCAUUUAUUUCAGGACGUUUCGGGCAAAACCCUUCAGCUGUGUUACUUUUCUUUCUACACAGCUGAAGAAACGUCCUGAAAUAUUUUAAAUGUAGCUACUAAGAUGCGUGUGUGAAGAUUUUAUACUUAUGGGCGACUACAUAACCAUGCUGGUAUAUGAAGACAUUAGAAAUUGCACAGAUUAUUUUAUACAGUGUUUCAAUCCCAUAAAUGCUCCAUAAAGAUUAUUUACAGAAUUAUGUGCGCUCUGCUUAAUUAACCCCAGAACCAUACGCCAUAAGUGCAGUGUCACACGUUCCACUGUCAGUGUGGUCUGAUUGUUCAGGCUUUCAUGUUCCUGUAGAAUAUCUCUAAGCAGCUUCACUUUUCACAGCUUGUUUUCGACAGUCAAGGCUGUUUUGUUUUAUUUUUUGUGAGGGGUAGGACCAGUGAAAAACGUGGUAUUGUUCCUGGGUUACAGAUCUGUGAAAGCCGCCACUGAUGGUUGCUUGUGUUCUGAUGUGUUUAUCACACACAAGGACAGUCUUUGAUUACUGACUAGGUUACACAGUGCAGUGUUUAGAAUCAAUGAGCUGGUGUAUAGUACCUGCCUGAGGUGUUCGCUGGUUUAAAAAUUUAACUCUUAUUCACACAGCUACAUUAUCAUUAGGACCCCUAGUGCUCAAUAUCUUUUGGUUUGUUUUUAUAUACUUUAAUUCAGGAAAGGGAGAUAUUUCUGUAGUAUUUUAGUUGAGGGGGGGGGGGUCCUGAUUUUAAAUAAAAAAAACAAGCAGCAAAUAACUACUGUGUUUUCAUUAGAAUUAAGAGGAGGCCACAGAUGGGAUUGUUUUUGCUAUUUAGAAGAAGGAAAGGUAGGCAUGGGUAUCCAAAUAACAAAAAGUACCCAAACCACCUGGGCCUACCUCUUUUUAAAGUCUUGUUUAUCGCUCAUUAAAAACAACGUUUGAAGCCGUGCGUAAUUCCUAUGUCUGAAAUACAUUUUACGUCCAUUGACAGAAUGGCAAAUGCUUUCAGCGACUGAUGUGUAUGUUUGACUCUGUGAAGAUUAAUGUGAAGAAGUGUCUUUGUGUGCAGAUCAGUGAAUGCAGUGUCUGCAUUCCUGCAGCUACUGUGAUCACUUCCUGCGUUGCAGUUGCAUUUUGUAGCCUUAAAAACAACACAGGAAAUGUUCAAUUAAAAAUGUUAAUACUGAAAAUGAAAUGAAAAGAGUAUUCUAGAUGGUUUUCUGUUUAUUUAGUCUGUUUGUUCCUCUUGCUACAGUAACUAAGCAAUUUCUUAUAUAAGUAGUAUACAUUAAAAUACUUUGUAUAAUGUUUGCUUUAGUAACAUGUUUGGUUGUAUACAAAAAGGUGCUUAACAUGUUUCUUUAAAAAAAAAUGUACUUCAUUGGGUAUUAUUUAUACAUAUAAAUUAAUUUGUUGAGGAUCUGCAGGUUAUUAAAAGUAUAUGAGUUUGUGUUAUAACAUAUAAAACAAAAUAAAGUUUGAAAUAUACAAUAAAUAAUCAUACAUGCCAUAUAUUAAUGUUCAAUAUUUAUUCAAUGUUUAUCCAUAGACAUGCAUUCUUUUAUACCAGACAGUAAAUGUGAUUUACCAAAAAGUAUUUGCACUUUUGAAGGCUUUUCAUCAUGAGUUUUCUUAUUCAGCUUUUAUAUUAAAAAAAUAUAUGUUGGCGCUACCAUCAGCAUUACAAAUUUAAAAAGUUAUCGCAGAAACAGCUCUUUUACAUCUCAGAUGCAUAUUUCUUUGAGUUUUUAUCAAGCUUCUGUAAUGUUUAAUUGCUCACAUGCUGUGUACAUUCAGAUUAGCUCAAAGUUGGGUUUGUUCUAAAAAAAAAAAAAAAACUAAAAAAAACAAUAAAACAUAUUUUAUAUGAAAGCCUGUAGGUGGCACAGCCUGGUAAUUUUUUCAGAAAUGUCCGACGACAGUCUUUAAACACCCACAGGAAUAAAUGUUCUGAAGCAGUUCACUGUUUAAAUGUUUUUGGCAUAGAAAGAGGUUUCGUUUUCCGAUGGUUGGUUUCUUACAUACUGUGAGUGAAAACUGAAAAGUAUUUACACUUCCUAACAGCAGAGGGCAGUGGAGAGCACAUCCUAAAAUGGAUAAGGUUGUGGAGGAGUGAAAGAAACCUUAAUGUGAUAUUGAAAUAUAUGAAAUCAUAAUUUUAAAUAGAGUUAAUAAUUCUGUAUUUUCAAUAACACGUCGCAUCCUACCUCUUAUAAGAAAAAAAUAAUCAAAAUGGAAAAAUCCCUAAAUAGAUACUAUUCAUUACUUCUCCACUAGAAAUAUACUACGAAUAAAUAACUGGAAUUAGUCAGGAUCGUAUUUGUUUUGGUGCUGUUACAGUUCCAGUCUUAUGGCUUUUGAGGUAUGACCUUGCUUAAAAGUAGGUCUGCAGAUAAGAUGGGUUUACAUAAGGAGUAUAAUUGCCUGUACUUUAUUUAACAAUAAAUAUAUCAGCCCCUUUUUGAAUAGAAAGAGCCCAUUCACACUUUAGGAAGUUUAUUUUCAACUGUGUUCCAUUUUGUUAGUUUAAAUGGUCCAGUCAAACUAAUUCAAGUUCAUUUUAGGCCUACAAGCACAGUUUA